Messenger RNA from Cantharellus anzutake, 780 nucleotides. RefSeq lists its product as uncharacterized. The record is from RefSeq and is a predicted model, not a curated record. The coding region runs from base 1 to 780 and encodes 259 amino acids. Lineage: Eukaryota; Fungi; Basidiomycota; Agaricomycetes; Cantharellales; Hydnaceae. The transcript has a single exon.
AUGUAUGCUAAAGCCUCAACAAUAGAUGGCAACAUUGAAGCCAUCGCAUCCCUGCUGGAACAGAGCAGGAUAAUCAAGGACGCGAUUUUUGAGAACUACGUUGUUCUUGUGCAUGGAGAUCUUGGUGUUAUAGAGAAGAUCGAGACUAUAAUGCGCUCAAGGAGAAUCGAGGAGGAUUGGUAUGAGCGGCUAGGCUUUCUCUUGCCAAUACCUGGACUGUUUCACAUACGAAUGGCGUGUGUUGAUGCGAUUAACCGGAUCCAUGGUUCAACACCGGGAAUGCGUAAUGACCCAAAUGGGCUUUACAAAUAUCUUAUGACCCUUUUUCCAAAUAACACUGCCAAGCUGAAUCAGAAAGUCCCCCCCUUCCGCAUGAUGAACGAUGGGAUCGACUAUAUUCUCCGUGUUGCAAUACUCAAUGCAUGGAAGGAAGACAUGGGUGGGGACAUUGCGGGAUUCCUCAAGUCCAACCCAACCCUGGAUGAUAUCAAACAUCACGCUCAGAGCAUUGCCUCCAAACAGUUUCAGGCCAGCCACUUACAUGAACGUCAUCGUCAUGAUAUGGAACAAGACCAAGUACGAAAUAACCAAGUAUUAUUUAACUGUGAUGCAAUGUAUUACCGCAUCCUCGUUCAUGCAAUCAACUAUGGCAUGGUUGAUAUCAUUCUUGACGUCCUUGCCGUGUGGAUUCCAAUCCUGUUGAGCUGUGGGAAGCAUAAGUAUGCUUCGUACCUUGCAAAAUUCCUUGCUAGAGUGAAGCAGUAUCCUGAGGCGUUGUGA